AUGUUAGAGGGAAAAUCUAAAAUAAAAAAUAAUGAAGACCUUGCCCAGAAUUCAAUUUAUUUAAUGGUGCUACAUACAUAAAAUUAGAAUAAGUUGGUUAAGGGAGAGAAAGUAUUGUAUAUAAAGGAGAAAAUAUUUAAACCAAAGAAAUUGUGGCUAUUAAAGAACUCAAAGGAAUCAGUCAACAUAAAUUAAAAGCAAUUUAAGCAAUUUUCAGAAAGUAUUUAAGUCAUAUAAUUGAAAUAAUUGGAAUAAAAGCAGUAUAAUAAAAUUUGA
Molecule: messenger RNA, 276 nt
Organism: Paramecium sonneborni
Lineage: Eukaryota; Ciliophora; Oligohymenophorea; Peniculida; Parameciidae
Source: the annotation of a GenBank genome assembly